Messenger RNA from Diaporthe amygdali, 2988 nucleotides. RefSeq lists its product as uncharacterized. The coding region runs from base 1 to 2988 and encodes 995 amino acids. NCBI's taxonomy places the organism in Eukaryota, Fungi, Ascomycota, Sordariomycetes, Diaporthales, Diaporthaceae. The transcript has 3 exons. The record is from RefSeq and is a predicted model, not a curated record. Gene Ontology annotation, biological process: protein phosphorylation. Gene Ontology annotation, molecular function: protein kinase activity; ATP binding.
AUGUCGUCCAUGUUCUCCUCCGCGCUGAAGUCCAUCCAGCAGACCAAUAUCAAUGCCAACUACUCCAUAACUCCCAACGCGACGUCGCAAGCCGGCCCCUGGAGGAUCCACGAUGCGAAAAGGAAAUCCACCGGCAAAGUCUACUCUGUUUUCAUCUUCGACAAGAAGUCAUUGGAGUCGCAUGGGAAUUCUUUGGGUCGAUCCAGCGCCGCCGCUUUCAAGAAGGUCUCCGAGGAGGUCAUCGAGAGGUUGAAAAAGGAGGCUUCGUCGCUUGCUAAGCUGCGCCACCCAAGCGUGCUAGAGCUUGUCGAGCCCGUCGAGGAGACGAGAGGCGGCGGGUUGCAGUUUGUCACUGAGCCUGUCACGGCCUCGCUCGCCAGUCUGCUACAAGAAAAGGACGACCAAGAACGCGCCGGUGGUGUCGGAGGACGGUCAAGCCGCUAUGUUACCGAGGAGGCAGACGGCACGAGGAGGCGGCGCGAGCUCGAGAUCGAUGAGCUGGAGAUCCAGAAGGGCUUGCUGCAGAUUAGCAAGGCCCUCGAGUUCCUCCACGAGAAUGCUGGCCUUGUGCAUGGCAAUAUCACCCCUGAUGCCAUCCUGAUAAAUGCGAAGUCUGAUUGGAAGAUUAGCGGUCUAUCCUUCUGCAGCCCUCCCGAGAACUCGACAAAGCCAACCUCUUUCCAACCUCUGAGCCUCUACGAGACCCUCAAUCCCGACCCACGGCUCCCUCGAUCCGUCCAGCUUGACCUCGACUACACUUCCCCGGACUUCGUUCUAGACAACAAUCUCAACGUAUCGUCCGACAUGUUCUCCCUGGGUCUUCUUUGUGUCGCCCUCUACAACUCACCACACAAGUCUCCGCUGGAAUGUAAUACUAGCGUAUCGACAUACAAGAGGCUAUUCCAGUCCAGCUCAACCAUACCUACUGUGAACAACAACUUCAUGUCCUCUAGGCCAUUGCCAAAGGACUUGGUCGCACAUGUGCUGCCCCGGCUCAUUACCAGGCGGCCAGCUCAGCGUCUCACUGCUAAGGAGUUCCAGGAGACAGAGUUCUUCGACAAUAUUCUCGUGUCUACGAUUCGAUUCAUCGAGUCCUUCCCAGCGAAGACACCCAAUGAAAAACAGUCCUUCUUGAGGGGCCUGAACAAGGUCCUGCCGUCGUUCCCCAAGUCUGUGAUGGAAAAGAAACUUCUUCCAGCUCUCCUGGAAGAGACCAAAGACAAGGCGCUCCUGUCGCUUAUACUUGGGAAUGUCUUCAAAAUUAUCGAUCUCCUGCCAUCGGGUCGGCGGGCCUUCACCGACAAGGUUCGGCCGGUACUGAAGGAUAUAUUCGUCACGAAUAAUAAAAACACUGAGGAGAAGGAUGCGGCAAGAGAUGCCGGCCUGAUGGUUGUUCUUGAUAAUAUCUCCACCAUAGCCAAUAACACCCCUGGCAAGGAGUUCAAGGACGACAUGCUACCCGUUGUUGCUGCGGCCAUCGCGGCACCGACUCAUUCAGUGGUUGAUGCUGGUCUCCGCAGCUUACCUGUGGUACUACCGGUCUUGGACUUCAGCACCAUCAAGAACGAGCUCUUCCCUAUUAUAGCCCACGUCUUCAGUAAAACAACUAGUCUGGCCAUCAAAGUGCGGGGCUUGCAAGCAUUUGUUGUUCUCUGCGGAGGAUCGUCGGCUACCGCAGACAAUAGUGGGUUGGAUGGACUUGGUCCCGAGCACAAGAAAACAUCUUCCUCUACGGCACUCGACAAGUACACGAUGCAAGAGAAGAUUGUACCGCUCGUCAAGGUCAUCAAGACAAAAGAGCCGGCCGUCAUGAUGGAAGCUUUGAAUGUGUUGAGAGUUGUUGGUGAUUACGCAGAUCCCGAGUUUAUUGCCAUGGAUAUCUUGCCGAUUCUUUGGAGUAUGAGUCUUGGACCAUUACUCAACCUCCAGCAAUUCCAAUCUUUCAUGGAUCUCAUCAAGACACUGUCUCGGAAGGUCGAGGAUGAACAGACGAAGAAACUACAGGAGCUAUCCGGGGUCACAAAUGGCUCUGCCGCCGCCGGGCCUGCUGACGACUUCAUGUCCUUCGGCGGAAUCACCGGCACGCAGUUCGAUGCAGCAACUGGCGCAACGGAAGACGACUUCGAGCAGCUUGUCAAGGGCAAGUCAAGUUCAAACAACGCCAACCCUAUGGAUGCCGGCUGGGGCGACACGGCCUCUGCGAUGAGCUCACCGGGGUUGCAGCACCCCAAGCAGAAUGCCACUUUCUCCUGGUCCACGCCAAGUCCAACCAAGGCCACUCAUACAACGAGCUCGGUGGGCAAUUUCAAAGCCCAACAAGGCUCAUUCAGGACAGUGACACCAGACCUGGCCAGUCUACCAGCAAUGGCCCCCUCCAGCACCCAGUUUUCUCAGCCUCUACAACCCAACGCCGCGCAGUCAGCCUUCCCGCCGCCACCGGCGCAGCCAGCCACGUCGACCUCCGUCAAUUGGUCCACGGCCGCCUCGGCAAACCCAUGGGCGUCCACUUCUUCCUCAACGAUGCAGCCAGCAAGGAGCAACACCAUAUCGCCCCCGGCAGCGCAGACCUCCACGUAUGGUAGUGGCCUGAACAACUCGAUGUCUUCCCUAUCGAUGAAUCAACAACGGCCUGCAGUCGGGUCUAUGAAUCGCUCCACGUCCUCAUUCUCCCUGCCUCCACCGCCAGGCAGUGGGAACUCGACGCCGGCUGCAUCGGGCUUUAGCCUGCCCCCACCACCGUCACAACAACAGUCCUCGUUUGGCCGGCCGGCGGGGUCGAUGGGGUCUACGAUGGGUGGUAUGAACGGCAUGAGCAAUCUGAGCAGCAUGGCGAACAAGCCGAUGAUGGGUGGCUCGGGGAUGAGCAUGAACAGCAUGAUGGGAUCGUCAGGGAGCUUCGGCAUGGCGUCGCAGCAACCACAACAACAGCAGCAGCAACAGCAGAGUUCGGGCACGGGGACAUUGGAUAAAUACCAGAGCUUGUUGUAG